Molecule: messenger RNA, 2085 nt
Organism: Odobenus rosmarus divergens (Pacific walrus)
Lineage: Eukaryota; Metazoa; Chordata; Mammalia; Carnivora; Odobenidae
Gene: BRD9
Product: bromodomain containing 9
Exons: 16
Coding region: 2-1795 (597 amino acids)
Biological process (GO): regulation of transcription by RNA polymerase II
Cellular component (GO): nucleus
Source: RefSeq, a predicted model, not a curated record
CAUGGGCAAGAAGCACAAGAAGCACAAGACCGAGUGGCGCUCGUCCUACGAGGAUUACACAGACAAGCCCUUGGAGAAGCCCCUGAAGCUGGUCCUCAAGGUUGGAGGAAGUGAAGUGACUGAGCUCUCAGGGUCUGGGCACGACUCCAGUUACUAUGAUGACAGGUCAGACCACGAGCGCGAGCGACACAGAGAGAAAAAGAAGAAGAAGAAAAAGAAAUCGGAGAAGGAGAAGCACCUCGAUGACGAAGAAAGAAGGAAAAGAAAGGAAGAGAAGAAGCGGAAACGGGAAAAAGAGCAUGGCGACACGGAGGGAGAGGCCGAUGACUUUGAUCCUGGGAAGAAGGUGGAUGUGGAGCCGCCCCCUGAUAGGCCCGUGCGCGCGUGCCGGACGCAGCCAGCUGAGAACGAGAGCACGCCUAUUCAGCAACUGUUAGAGCACUUUCUCCGCCAGCUCCAGAGAAAAGAUCCUCAUGGAUUUUUUGCUUUUCCUGUCACGGAUGCAAUUGCUCCUGGAUACUCAAUGAUAAUAAAACAUCCCAUGGAUUUUGGCACAAUGAAAGACAAGAUUGUAGCCAAUGAAUACAAGUCUGUCACAGAAUUUAAGGCAGAUUUUAAGCUGAUGUGUGAUAAUGCCAUGACCUACAACAGACCAGACACUGUGUACUACAAGUUAGCCAAGAAGAUCCUUCACGCAGGCUUUAAGAUGAUGAGCAAACAGGCAGCUCUUCUGGGCAAUGAAGAUACAGCCGUCGAGGAACCUGUUCCUGAAGUGGUACCUGUACAAGUAGAAACUGCCAAGAAAUCCAAAAGGCCGAGUAGAGAAGUCAUCAGCUGCAUGUUUGAGCCAGAAGGAAAUGCUUGCAGCCUGACGGACAGCACGGCGGAGGAGCAUGUCCUGGCCUUGGUGGAGCACGCAGCCGACGAGGCUCGGGACAGGAUCAGCCGGCUCCUCCCAGGGGGCAAGAUGGGUUAUCUGAAGAAGAACGGGGACGGCAGCCUGCUCUACAGCGUGGUCAACACGGCCGAGCCAGACGCCGACGAGGAGGAGACCCACCCCGUGGACCUGAGCUCGCUCUCCAGCAAGCUGCUCCCGGGCUUCACCACGCUGGGCUUCAAAGACGAGAGAAGGGGCAAAGUGACGUUUCUCUCCAGCGCCACCACCGCGCUGUCAAUGCACAACAAUUCCGUAUUUGGCGACUUGAAAUCGGACGAAACGGAGCUGCUGUAUUCUGCCUACGGAGACGAGACGGGUGUGCAGUGCGCACUGAGCCUGCAGGAGUUUGUGAAGGAUGCUGGGAGCUACAGCAGGAAGAUGGUGGAUGACCUCCUGGACCAGAUCACCGGCGGGGACCACUCACGACUGCUCUUCCAGCUGAGGCAGAGGAGAAAUGUUCCAGUAAAGCCUCCAGACGAAGUGAAGGCUGGGGACUCGCUGGGCGACGGCAGCUCCGUCCUGGACUUCAUGUCGAUGAAGUCCUACUCUGACGCCUCUCUGGACAUCUCCAUGCUCGGCUCUCUGGGGAAAGUGAAGAAGGAGCUGGAUGCUGACGACAGCCACUUGAACUUGGAUGAGACAGCGAAGCUCCUGCAGGAUCUGCACGAGGCACAGGCAGAGCGCGGGGGCUCCCGGCCGUCCUCCAACCUCAGCUCUCUGUCCAACACCUCCCCCUCUGACAGGGACCAGCACCACCUGGGAAGUCCUCGCCUCAGUGUCGGGGAGCAGCCGGAGGUGACCCAUGACCCGUACGAAUUCCUUCAGUCUCCAGAGCCUGCAGCUUCUACGAAGAGCUAGCCUUGUAGUCUUCCAUUAUUUUUUUAAUUUUUUUAUUUGCAUGUACAGAGUUUUUGUCUUGAGACAAAGACUUUCCUUUUGUCCCCUUUGGCGAGUGGGAAGCAGCCCCGGGGAGGUGGUGAGUUGUCUCUGAUAUCAUGUCGGCCGUGCACAGAUCCAGUGUGUCUGUGCACAGCCCUGUGAAUCCUGAAUAGUGGAGAUCACACAGAACGGUGUGUGGCCGAUGGGGUCGAGCUGGCGUGUGUUUGAGCUUUGCGCUGUCUGUAAAGCCCAUCUGUGCCGCCGGCCUG